AUGUGGUACCUGCUCCAGUGGAGAAUUCUGGGAUGGGCUCUUUGGCAGACUGUUGUGACUGCGUCGUUCACGCCUCUCCUUCCUCCGGCUUAUCCACUUGCUGUUCGCAAUCCAUACCUGUCUACGUGGCUCCCUGGGAACUUGGCACCGAACCUGCCUUCCGGCUCAUCCCAGUUCUGGUAUGGAAAUAAUCUGACAUGGUCGGUCAUUGUCCGGGUGGAUGGCCAAGCAUAUAGUCUUUUCGGCGUCUCCGAUAGACUGGAAGGCAUUGAGGCUGCUACCGUCACGGGUGGUAGCUUUACCUCGACGCAUAGCACCUUCAUGCUGACUGCUGGGUCUGAGAAUUUUACGUUGGAAUUCUUCUCGCCCGUUUCCCCGACCAACCUCUUACGCCAGUCCCUGCCAUUCUCCUAUCUCACAGUCUCGGUCGGUAGCGUGUCCAGGAAUAGCUCUGUGCAGAUCUAUUCAGACAUCGAUGCAUCCUGGACCGGCCAGCCUGAUGACGCCGCAUGGGGGUUCUCGACCAAUAACUCCACCUCCUUGUUUCACCUGAGCCCUGUGAGAGGGGCGACAUUCUCCGAAAAUACCCAGAACCAAGCUCUCUGGGGCGAAGUCGUGUACGCCACCCGUGCUCAGAGUGUAAAUGCUCUCUCUUCUGCCUCCGGAUCACUGGCUACUAUUCGGUCUCAAUUCGUCAAGAACGGACUCCUCAGCAACUCGAACGCAAAUUGGUCGUCUGAUGGCGUUGUCGCAUUUGCUCACGACUUGGGAACAGUAAGAAGAAAGGCCUCAGUCACUUUCGCCAUCGGCCAUGUGCGCGAGCAAGCCAUCAAUUACCUCGGAAAGGCGCAGACCGGGUACUAUCGAGCCAUUUAUCCCAGCACCAUGUGCGCCGUCUCCCAUUUCCUCGACGAUUACUCAGAUGCAGCGGAUGAGGCAACAAAGCUGGACGGUCUCAUCCAACAGGGCGGAGAGUCAUCACACGGUACCAACUACUCCGAUAUACUUGCUCUCUCCGUCCGUCAGGUCUAUGGGGGGCUUGAGCUCACGAUCCCCAGUGACACCCUUGAUACGACGGAUGUGAGGGCGUUUAUCAAGGAAAUAUCCAGUGACGGAAAUAUCAAUACUGUCGAUGUUAUCUACGCAGCAUUUCCGAUCUUCUACAUCCUCAACCCCGACUAUAUCCGUUUUUUGCUCAGACCCGUCUUUGAGUACAUGGCCAACUCAGCCUAUACCAAGCCUUACGCCGUUCAUGAUCUCGGCACCAACUACCCCAAUGCCACCGGCCACGACCCCAGCGGCGAGGAUAUGCCCAUCGAGGAGAGCGGAAACAUCCUCAUCAUGACCUACGCCUACGAACAGGCCACCAACAAAACCGACAUCUCCAUUCCCUACUCCUCCACCCUAAAGCAAUGCGCCCAAUACCUCACGACCCACGGAAAAUACCCAGAAGCCCAACUCUCUCUCAACGACGCGCUCGGCAAGUUAGCCAACCAAACCAACCUAGCCAUGAAAGCCGCCAGCGGCCUAGCAUCCUACGGCCACCUGACCUCACAACAAAACUACACCGACGCCGGCAGAUCUAUCGCCAACGCGCUAUACAUUGGCCGACUAGGCACUGACCCCAACGGCGCCUACUUCACAAUCCAGUACGGGAAACCGGACUCCUGGUUCCUCGUAUACAACCAUUACGCAGACGUCCUGUUCGCCCUCGAUCUCUUCCCCGAGGAAGCCUACAGCGCCACGUCUGCCUUCUACCCCACCGUGCGCAAACCGGCAGGGGUCGCGCUGGGCGCGGACCUCGACUGGGGCCAGACGAACUGGCAGGGCUUUGUGGCUGCUGCUGUCACCGGUGAUGCACGGAACAUGUUCAUUGCGGAUAUGCAUGCCUACAUUGCGAACACGCUUAACGACGCCCCCUUUUCAGACCGUUAUUGGGUGACUGAUACUGCAGCGGGACCGGUGGCUGGACAGUACUUCUCUUUCCGGGCCAGACCUGCUGUGGGAAGUCACUUUGCUUUGAUGGCUCUGCAGGGGGCGAAUCAGUGGUCGAGCAGUGGGUGAUUUUUUG
This is a messenger RNA of Aspergillus heteromorphus CBS 117.55, 2071 nucleotides long. Its product is annotated as DUF1793-domain-containing protein. NCBI's taxonomy places the organism in Eukaryota, Fungi, Ascomycota, Eurotiomycetes, Eurotiales, Aspergillaceae. The transcript has 2 exons. The coding region runs from base 1 to 2064 and encodes 687 amino acids. The record is from RefSeq and is a predicted model, not a curated record.